UUGGGUGCAGCGGUCAGUGUGUAACCUGUCGUCUACGCGGGACUGUAACACGUGACAGGGCUACAAAGGAGCCACGGAGUGUGAGUGACCGAGCGAGUGGCGGGCUGGUCUUGUGCCAUGCACCGCGAGCUGACAUGAUAUAAGAGACAAUUCCCUAACGCACGGUUAUCUGCCCGUCCAGAACCGCAUCCUGUAAGCACUCUGGGCAGGGUUCACACCUCAGCUUGGAAUUAGUUUGUAUUUCUGAUGGAGCUUCCUGUUGGGGACUGGCAAGACUAUGCCCAUCGCAAGUGGUCACAGCUAUCCGCACAUGAAAAAGGAAAGUUUUCUCCAGGAUCAGAUCUUAAGGAGAGCUUCGAUGCUUGUUGGUCACACCUCCAGCAGGAAGAAGAGGAGGCAUUGGAGAGGUUGUGCAGCAAUCUGGGUGUUGGGAAAGAGCCUCGUGCUGUGCUAUUCUACAAGGAAGAAGGAAAUAAGAGGUUUGGAAGAAAACAGUACACAGCUGCAGCAGUACUAUAUUCCAAGGGUAUCUCACAUGGCAUCCCUGGCACGGAGGAGAUUGCAGUGUGCUUUGCCAAUCGGUCAGCAGCUCUCUUUCACCUUGGCCAUUACUCUGCAUGUUUGGAGGACAUUAAUCAUGCACAAGAGCAUGGAUAUCCGGAGCGGCUACAGAGCAAAAUUCUUCUGCGACAAGCAAAUUGUUUGCAAAAAUUGAAGCAGUGCGACAUUUCUAAUACGAAAUCCCAGAGAAGUGUAAACCACAAACCGCAAGAACUGAAGGGAAACCCUAAGCUAACCAAUGCAUCCAGUGCCCUGAAAAUCAAGUUUAGCUCUUCCAAAGGGCGCCACUUGGUGGCUUCUGAGGAUAUAGCGCAAGGUGAGCUCCUAGUAUGUGAAGAAGCGUAUGUCAGUGUAAUAAUCCCUGACAGAGAGACAGUCACAAAGAAAAACCCAUGGGACAUUUCAGUUACAAACUGUGAUCUUUACUGUCACCACUGCCUACAGAGAAUGCUGGCGCCUCUACCUUGUCAGCUCUGCAGUUUUGCCAGAUAUUGCACUGUUCAGUGCAGGGACCAGGCCUGGGAAUAUUAUCACUGUGUUGAAUGCACAGUGGGUGGCCUUCUUCUUGUUUUGGGUGUUUUCUGCCAUACAGCACUGAGGACUGUCCUGCUGACUGGUUACAAGCAGCUUUCAGAAGUCUUCUUACAUCAGACAUCUCGUAAGUUUCAGGCCUGUGCUGCAGAUGAAGAACCUAAUCGGACACAUUCCAGUGAUUAUAGAUCUGUAUUCAGUCUUCUGUCACACAGUGAGAAUCAUAGAGGGGAGCACAAGUUUCUCUGUGCACUUACUAGUUCAGCAUUGUGCAAGAAAUUGGACAUUGGUCUGCUGAGAAGCAUGGGAGCGUCGCCCCGGACUGAAGAAUCGGUGUCACUGGAUGCCCAUGAAAUGCAGAUACUUGGGUCUGCAAUACUUCUCCACAUGCUUCAGCUCCACUGUAAUGCCCAGGCCGUGACUGUUAUCCAUGAAGAAUAUGAAGAGCCUGCCACCUCACUGGUUGAAAGCUGCACCAGUUCACGUCUGGCCACAGCGCUGUUCCCUGUCCUGAGCCUGCUGAAUCAUUCUUGUGACCCGAACACUAGUGUGUCCUUCCAAGGCAGAUGUGCCAUGGUCAGAGCUAGCAGAGCAGUCAGAAAAGGAGAAGAAGUACUCCACUGCUAUGGGCCGCACAAAUUGCGAGCAAAUGUUGAAAAAAGGCAAAAGUUGCUGAAGGAUCAGUAUUUUUUUGCUUGCCAGUGCGAGGCUUGUACUCAAGAGCAGGUGUUAACGAAUGACACCAUCCAUGAUUUCUGUUGUCCCAAAUGCCAUUCCUUGCUAAAGGGUGAAGAUGAGCUGCACUGUGUUAAUCAAUCCUGUGCACAUUGUCUGAGAAGAGAGAAGGUUUUGCUCCGUCUCCAGAAUCUUCAGCUUGCUGUUCAUAAGGCUCGGGAGCAAUUGCAGAGCAACCAUUCAGAGGCAGCAAUAAGGACGUUGAUGUCUUGUUUAUCAGAAGGCAAAGAAUUUCUCUCUCAGAAUCACAUGCUGUUUGGAGAGAUCUUUGAUCAGCUUGCUCAGGCCGAGGCCUCAAAAGGCGACUGGGCUGCGGCAGCAGGGCAUCUUAAAAAAAGUGUUCAGCUGGUGAGUCAACGGUAUGGUCCAUCCAGCAUGGAAUUGGGACAUGAACUUUUCAAGUUGGCCCAGAUUUUAUUUAAUGGACGUGAAGUAGAUGAUGCUAUGGGUGUUAUUCUGAGAGCACAGGACAUUCUGUCGGUGCACUAUGGACCUGACAACAGCAUGGUGCAAGAGCUGCAAGAAAUGAGGACAUGUCUACUGGAGCUGUCUGGGAUGAGCUCUGUAUGGGAGAAAUGAUUUCAAAUGGACUACCGAAAGCUUGUGGUUCUUCUUGUUUUCCCAUACUUCACAAAAAACAGUACUUUUAUGUGAUUGCAUCUCUCAGCACUUGUGAACUCCCUGGACACACUUGCAAUUAACGUAUCUUUGUGAAGCAACUGCUUAGGGAGCGUUCCUGACUAAUUAGACUUGUUACACAUUCUGUGGAUGGUGCUAUUCCCUUCGCAUGAAUUAUUUUUAUAACGUGAAUAACUCCACGACUGGGUUAAUUUUCUAUUAAAGCAAUGAAACAGAGGAGACAUGAUUCCUGAGCAAUAAGUAAAUCAGACUUUAUUGCAUUGGAUUGCUCUAGCAUAUAGCAGUGGGUAAGAGUUCAGCUGAGACCUCACCAGUAUAUAACAGAACACCAGGUAGGAUUUCCUAGGAUGUCUAAUAUUUCUUGGAAUUUUAUUUUUUUUUUCCUUUUGGAAGGAGUCGCUCCUAAUUUAAACAUCAAGCACUAUAUAAGAAGAUACAGGGGUAAAAUAAGACAUUCAAUUUGAUACAUGUUCAUCAUAGUGUCUUACGCUUCAUGAUGUAAUUUCUUACAUUGGUGGCAUAUCGCUAGGAUAUGCCACCAAGGUCAGGUUCAGGACCCAACUCUGGGACACACAGCUGUCUCCAGGAUGGACCGCCCCAAAGUGAAUGAGAACACAGCACAUGCAUGGUGCGCUCUCCAUUCACUUCUAUGUGAGUCUGGAAAAUAGCCGUGCAAGCGAGCAUUACGGUUUUCUGGAACUCCCAUAGGAGCAAAUGGAGAGCAUACUGCGCAGUCGCAGCCACCCUUCAUUCACCCGGAAAUAGCUGGGCCUGUGCUCCGUUAUUUUCAUGAC
Bufo bufo (common toad) is the source of this 3260-nucleotide messenger RNA. RefSeq names its product SET and MYND domain containing 4 (gene SMYD4). The coding region runs from base 247 to 2406 and encodes 719 amino acids. The transcript has 11 exons. NCBI's taxonomy places the organism in Eukaryota, Metazoa, Chordata, Amphibia, Anura, Bufonidae. Gene Ontology annotation, molecular function: protein binding. The record is from RefSeq and is a predicted model, not a curated record.